This is a messenger RNA of Spodoptera littoralis (African cotton leafworm), 4195 nucleotides long. The record is from the annotation of a GenBank genome assembly. NCBI's taxonomy places the organism in Eukaryota, Metazoa, Arthropoda, Insecta, Lepidoptera, Noctuidae.
CGUUCCUUGGCAGAAUGUGAUUGUCGUUGCCACAGCAAAGUCAAACCUUCAAAAAAAGUACAAUUGUCUAUGAUUCAUUACGGUGAAGGGAGGAGGGACGAUUUCGCUUCGUUGUCGCCCAAAUUAUAAUUUCAUGGUGAAUUGUGAUAAGAUCUUCGUAUGUGGAUUGAAAUAAGUGACGUUAUUUGGUGCUUUAUUUGUGUGUGAAUUGAAUCAACAUCAGUAUUAUCAAGAGCAGCUCAUAAUGACAUUACGUUGUAAUACCUUAAGUGGCCAUUAGGGUAUCAUCGGUCCAGUUUAGACAUGAUAAGAAGACCACAGCAGACAUGGACGGCGUGAAGAAAAUACAUUCUGGAACACUGUAUCGCAACGGCCCCGUGGAGAACGCAUAUGGUCCGCAACACAGCCCGGUGUCGCGGUCGGACGCCUCCACCGAGGACGCUGAGCUGUCUGCAGCGCUCGCCCACCAGCACCACCUUGCUAUGCAGUAUCCAGUAGUUGGUGCUGGAGUAGAACCCGACUAUGGACAGUACGUGUCUUCGCCCGCGGCGCACUAUAAUCACAUGGGACAUCUCACCAUGGCUCCCUCACAGAAGUAUCCCCAUGUGAUGGACUCAGUCUCAGUUAGCGGAGGUGGCAGCUAUGCAGGCGCUGGUGGUGCCGGCCACUAUGGCACAUACGGCCAUUACGGCACCGCCGCCUAUCAACCACAGACGGCAUACAUGGUGGAGACCACGCAAGUCCCACAGUAUAUGGGACAGGAGGUGGUAGCGCUUCGCCCCGGAGCGCAUCACCAGGUGCUCUGCCACAACACAAUCUACACCUACAACAAAGAGCAGUUGGGUCGGCACUACUGCGUGACGUCACCGCGCGGGGAGUACGCGCCCGACGCGUACGGAUACCAACACUAUCCCACGGCGUAUGAACCUCCGCAUCAACCUCCGCCGUUCAAGGAUUCACAGAAUGGUCUAAGCCUGGGCAGCGCCGGGGGACAGUCGAUGUAUGGAGACGAUGAGGAGUUACAGAAACAGAUGGCAAAUAUGGCACUAGUACACGGCAGCGUAGGUGGUCGCGAAGAAACAGGAGGUCUACAAUGGAGGGACCCCAAUCUGCCUGAAGUGAUCGGUUUCCUCAACUCCCCCUCUGACGUGGUGAAGGCCAACGCAGCCGCCUAUUUACAGCACCUCACGUAUAUGGACGACCCUAAUAAACAGAAGACAAGGAGUUUAGGCGGUAUUCCCCCCCUAGUGAGACUAGUAUCGCACGAGAACCCUGAAGUAUGUCGCAACGCAUGCGGCGCGCUCCGCAACUUGUCGUACGGGCGACAGAACGACGAGAACAAGCGAGCCAUACGUGACGCCGGCGGCAUCCCCGCACUCAUGGCGCUACUGUGCCGGGCUACUGACAUGGAGGUAAAAGAACUAGUAACAGGAGUGAUAUGGAACAUGUCAUCGUGUGAGGAUCUGAAGCAGUCCAUCAUAGAUGACGCGGCCCAGGUCAUCGUCAACAAGGUCAUCAUACCGCACUCUGGGUGGCAUCCCACCAACCCUGGAGACACUUACUGGUCUACUGUGUUCCGCAACGCGUCGGGCGUGCUCCGUAACGCGUCGUCCGCGGGCGAGUACGCGCGGCGGCGGCUGCGCGGGCUGGCCGGCCUGGCCGAGGCCCUGCUGCACGCCGUGCGCGCCGCGCUGCAGGCCAACGCCAUCGGCACCAAGAUCGUCGAAAACUGCAUGUCAAGAAAUCGAAGACCCGUUGUACGAUACGAGAGCGCCGCCCACACAGUCAUCCGGGCAGGCCAGGAUACAGGCUAGCGCGUCUAAAGGUCUACCAAUAUUAGUUGAGCUCUUGCGCAUGGAGGUCGACCGUGUCGUCUGUGCUGUGGCCACGGCUCUACGGAAUCUGGCCAUAGAUCAGAGGAAUAAGGAGCUGAUCGGGAAGUAUGCCAUGAGAGACCUAGUGCAGAAGCUGCCUAGUGGGAACCAUCAGCAUGAUCAGGGCACAUCAGACGACACGAUAGCCGCGGUCCUGGCGACCUUGAACGAGGUCAUCAAGAAGAGUGGAGAGUUCUCCCGCUCCCUGCUGGAGGCCGGCGGGGUCGAACGACUGCUCAACCUCACCAAGCAGCGCCACCGACAUACGCCCAGGGUGCUCAAGUUUGCAGGCCAAGUCCUGAUGACGAUGUGGUCCCACGCGGAGCUCCGCGAGGUGUACCGCAAGCACGGCUGGCGCGAGGCUGACUUCCUCACUCCCGCGCGGGCCGCGCAGCCUCGCGCGCCCUCCACUGCCAGCGGUCAGGGCACGCCGUCGUCCGGCGCGGGCGCGCCGCACUCGCCCAGCAACGCCAACAGCACGCUCAGCCGACCCAUGGCCUCCACCGGCGGCACGCGCUACGAGGACAGGACCAUUCGCAGGCAUCGGGAGAACGAUGACAUACCAGCGAUGGAAGUGAACAACUACCAUGAUGGGUUAGGCAUGGGCAAUCCCAACGGCCGACCGAUGAACUUGCAAGGCGUACAAGCUCAAAUGCCCAUGCCGCCUAGCAGUCGUUAGCGCGCCGUCGCGUGCGCACGUGACCUUGACGAGUGACAGUAAGAAAACACCGAUUUAGGUACCAUAAUCUUCGUGAUUUCUUUUCAAAAAGUCAAAAAUUUUAGACGUAUUUUAUUUCUAUGAUUUUUUAUUUUGGACAGACUUAUCUUAAUGUUUUACUUAAGAUUUGUGACAAAAGGAUUGCACUUAAAUCGGUGUUUAUUUACUUCAUAAUCGCCAAGUUGAAUCCCGUAAGCAUGAUCAAAGAAAUCGAAAAUCGUAUUCUAUGCUGCGUUCACACGUCACCGACGAAUGGAUAUUUAGAUAAUAUCUGAAAAAAUGUACGACUUGUACUAAAAACGAGUGUGAACGCAGCAUAUAAUAUUAACAUACAUGAUUAAUUUGUAUAUCUUGUCUGUCAAACUGUGCUUAGGGAUAUUGGCUUCGUGAGAAUUUUCAUAUGGCAAUACUUCGGUAGUCUAUUUUUUAACGCUGGCAACUAUUUAGGUUGUGUGAUUUUUGUAUUUAAGGUGUAACUUAUGGACAGUAUUAACGUUGUUGUGACAGAAAAGUAUUUAAAAUUGUUUUUUUUUGGUUAUUGAAUUUCUUACGAAGUCAAUUGAAGUACUGAAGUUAUUUAUUAUUGUAUGCGAGGUAACAUGCACAAUUGUUUAUGUUAAAUUAUACAUUAAAUUGUAGAUUUCGCGUUGAAUGUGGUAUACGCUGUUUCAACGUUCGUUAUGUACAGUCAUCGACAAUGUUGAUUUCUUUCAAAAUGUUUUAUUUUUGUAUUUUCUCUGACCAAUUUCAUUUUUUCGAUAAAUUGUUUAUUAUAAGUUGUUGAAAAUUGUUGAAAAUCAUCCCCUAAAUUUGUUCAUACAAAAGUAGUCUCUAAUCAUUGGAAAUAAGGUCUAUAAUGUAGUUAGUGGAGAGCGGUCACCGGUGACCGCUUGGGGAUAAAUGAGACUACAAAACUGCAUUUUUAUAAUGUUACAACUUUCUGUAAUGCAUUUAAUUUACAGAUAUAACAAACAAUAAAUUAGAAAAUAGAUCUUGUUUUUCAUGAAGCACCAUUUUCUUAAUUAUUGCAAACCCUCUUAUAUAUGUGAGGCCCAUAGCCAUAAAUGAACCGACAGCGGUCAUAGAUGAUGGCUUUUUUCAUUAAUUUCAAUCAAUAUUGUGAUUGACUGUACAUGUAAAAAAUUAGCCUUGAGGCCUAAUCUAACUCAUCGCAUUCAGAUGUAACUAACUACGUUUUAUACAAAAAUAUACUAUUUGCCAUUUUGAUUUGUAAAAGUAUCAUGUCAAUUCCCUAUGUAAAUAGUCGUGCCAUUUCUGUAUUUAUAUAAAUGAAUUAAAUAUAACUUAAAGCAAGUUUCGUGUAGGUGUGUUGUGUAAUUUCUAUUUAAAAUGUUGAGGCUCACCGUCAUUUACUAUAUUGGAUUCGUUUUGUUGGACAAUCUUCAAGUAAUUAAAUAUCUACUAUAUAAUAAUUACUAAUGACUUUAUAAUAUUUUGUUGACAAAAAGAAAAUAGAAUUAUUGUUUGAUUUUUAACAGUCAUGGUCUAAAUGAAUGAAAAAGGACGAAAAGUUACCCGAAAACGUAUUUCUAAACAGAUUUUCAAUCUUAUGUUAUUGUAAUAAACUUGAAAACCUUUAACA